UUUCACCAUUCUUCCAGGACUUCCACCAUAAGGAAAGGAGCCCCUGGACCAACAUCCUCUAAGAUGUUUAUAUGGACCAGUGGCCGAACCUCUUCAACUUACAGACAUGAUGAGAAAAGAAACAUUUACCAAAAAAUCAGGGACCAUGACCUCCUGGACAAAAGGAAAACUGUCACAGCACUGAAAGCAGGAGAGGACCGGGCCAUUCUCCUGGGACUGGCCAUGAUGGUGUGCUCCAUCAUGAUGUACUUUCUGCUGGGAAUCACACUCCUGCGCUCAUACAUGCAGAGUGUGUGGACCGAGGAGGCUCAGUGCACCUUGCUGAAUGCAUCCAUCACGGAAACAUUUAACUGCUCCUUCAGCUGUGGUCCGGACUGCUGGAAACUAUCUCAGUACCCCUGUCUCCAGGUGUACGUUAACCUGACUUCUUCUGGAGAGAAGCUCCUUCUCUACCACACGGAAGAGACAAUGAAAAUCAAUCAUGAGUGCUCCUAUAUACCUAAGUGUGGAAAAAAUUUUGAAGAAUCCAUGUCCCUGGUGAAUGUUGUCAUGGAAAACUUCAGGAAGUACCAACACUUCUCCUGCUAUUCUGACCCGGAAGGAAACCAGAAGAGUGUCAUCCUAACCAAACUCUACAGUUCCAACGUGCUGUUCCAUUCACUCUUUUGGCCAACGUGUAUGAUGGCUGGGGGCGUGGCUAUCGUUGCCAUGGUGAAACUCACACAGUACCUCUCCCUGCUCUGUGAGAGGAUUCAACAGAUCAAUAGAUAA
Lagenorhynchus albirostris (white-beaked dolphin) is the source of this 771-nucleotide messenger RNA. RefSeq names its product potassium calcium-activated channel subfamily M regulatory beta subunit 2 (gene KCNMB2). The record is from RefSeq and is a predicted model, not a curated record. Lineage: Eukaryota; Metazoa; Chordata; Mammalia; Artiodactyla; Delphinidae. Gene Ontology annotation, cellular component: membrane; voltage-gated potassium channel complex. Gene Ontology annotation, biological process: detection of calcium ion; potassium ion transport. Gene Ontology annotation, molecular function: calcium-activated potassium channel activity; potassium channel regulator activity. The transcript is spliced from 4 exons. Bases 64 to 771 code for a protein of 235 amino acids.